CAUUUUUACCAGUACCAGGAUCGCAUAUAUGCAUUCAUAUUCUCUCUUGUUUAUGCGCACAGCCAUAAUCAUUAGCUCCUGGGGCUCUCUAGGGUACAUAUUCACGCCCGUAUUGGUUCUAGGGCAGGUGUCCUACACUUCAAUUUGAAGCCCCUUUGAACAUUUCAACAAAACAAAAAAAAACCCUAGAAUCCAGAGGAACUUUGCGGGACGACGAAUUUCUUUCAAUUGCUUGCAAUUCCUGCUCCGUAUUUCGUGACUCAGGAAGCAUAGAUGCACUGAAUGUGCUCUUGUAGUCAAUGCCGAGGUUGAUUUGAUGGGAGGAGUUGCUGAAGGCGGACCUGGUGGUGGUACCAGAACCUCUCCUUGGAGUGCAUCCCUUGAGAAAGUUCAAGAAAAACUUAGGCAGGAGUUUGAUGUCCGAGAGGAAAGCAGAAGGCAAUUAGAAUUUCUUGAGAAAGGUGGGGACCCACUGCAGUUCAAAUAUGGAAAUGCUGCUUCAGUUAGUGUCCAGUCCACUUCAUUGACACAACCAGAUCAGUUCGGCAUUAGCGAAGCAAAAUGUAGUUUUGCAUACACUGCAUCACCUCAUGGAGAUUCUGUUGAAAGCAUUGGUAGGCCUGGGACCACUCAACUUUGUGAACCAAAUAGUGCUGAUAACCUUUUGUUAUUUGAUGGUGAAAAUGUAAGUGUCCAAGGGGAACGGAUGUCUAGACAUCUUGGUAGGACUGUAGGUUCUAUGUUGGAACAGUCAACCCAGAUGCACGGAAAUAGAGGUGCUAAGGAAUUAGGAGAUUCUGCAGCUUUUGAUGUUCCACGAAAAGCGUACAAGCGGCGGUUCAGGCCCCGGACAAAUCGUGAUGGUGGCAGAUCUAGUUCCAACGAUACCCUAGUUUCCGUUGGAUGUGGAUCUUUGCCUUCCCACAAUGGUUUCACUGAUGCAAAAGGAGUGACUGUUGAUGCAAAGAACAAGACCAUCCAAAAUGGUAUAGGGCUUCCAGCAAGUGCAAAUGAUGAUGUGCCUUGUAAAACUAUACCUUCUAAAAAUCAAGAUAAUUUGGAGUCUGCUGGUGGGAAGGCUGCAGAGUCAACAGCAGGUGCAAUGAAAGGUGGUGAGCAUAUUGUACCAGAUAUUAUAUAUUCUAACGAUGAAGUAAAUAUCAAGCAAGGCCAGUGUUUAGUAGAUGUUUCUCAAGAAAGUCCAAUUGAGGUGGCCCGUGCAGGACCUGAGUCAUUGCCAGAAAAAGAGAAGAUUGGCCUUGCCGGCCAACUCUGUGGGGAUUCUGUAAAGGUUGACAACCUACCGGAUUCCAGCCAGAUAUACGGGUUAUCCAGUGCAAAUGGUGACAAGAAACACCUAUCAAACAACAAUGAGAUGUUGCCCACCAAGGGUUUAGAGCCCAAGUUGUCUUGCACUCACACCUGUCAUCGUAUAGAUGGAAAUACUGAAAGUGAAAUGCGUGCUAACUUAAAAGUGUUAGAUUCCUAUGUGGAUACAAAGGUUAACCCCUCAUUGCCUGAAGGAAUAACAAUUACAGAAAUGAAAGACGUGGAAGAUUGCAAGGCUGAUGACGGUUGUCCUUUUAUUGGAGAAGGAUGCAAUCCUAUGCAUAAAACUGACCAAAAUAUUGACUUCGGACUAAAGCCAUUGAAAGAACUAGCUAGAAGUGAACCUGAUCUCCACGAUAAGGCAAAAGAUAGAAAUCUUAUUGAAGGCAAGGAAUCAGUCAGCUUCCCUUCAUCAGAAACUGAUUCAAAACAGAUUGUAGCUGUAGGCGACAAUUCUAACCAUCGAAAUGACAAGGCGUAUGGUGUUGACCUUCAGGUUUCAAUUGAUUCAUCCAUUCCACAGCUUGUGGAAGCCACUCCAAUUGAUGAAGUUCCAAGUGCUCCCUCUGUGGGACAUCAAUCUGAGGUCAACAUCCAACUGGUUAGCAAAGUUGAUGAAGAUUCAAUAUUGGAAGAGGCACAAAUGAUUGAGGCAAAGCACAAGAGGAUCACAGAGUUUUCUGCUGUAGGCUGUCCAAUGGAGAAUCGCCAAAGAUCUCACUGGGAUUAUGUGCUUGAAGAGAUGGCUUGGUUGGCCAAUGAUGUUGCACAGGAGCGUCUCUGGAAAAGGACCGCUGCCUCUCAAAUCUCUUAUCAUGCUGCUUUUGCCGCUCAGUCGGGAUUCCAAGAACCAAACAGUUGUUGGAAGCAAAAAACUAUAGCUCAUAGUUUGGCCAAGGCUGUUAUGGGAUUCUGGCAUUCGGUGAAGGGGUCUAUGAACAACCUGGUGCUGCAAUGUCCCAACAAAGGUUCUGGUUCUGCUAUCAAGGAAUAUGCCGUGAGAUUUCUGGCGUAUAAUUAUAAUGAGCAUGCAACACCAGGCAAGAUAGCUGAUUCAGAAGUUACAGACUUGUCUUGGCAAGACCAUUUGACAGAAGAGAAUCUCUUCUAUACUGUGCCCUCUAAUGCAGUUGCAAUGUACAGACAAUCUAUUGAAUCUCAUGUGCUACAGUAUGAGAAAGUUGGCAGUAGCAUGCAAGAGGAGGUUGAUAUGUAUGCUCGUGAGGCUGUUGCAGACUUUGGGUCUCAAGAUCAUGCCUAUGAAGAGGAUGAAGGGGAAACAAAUGCAUACAACAUGAAAAUUACCUUUGUAGGUAGCAACCCGUCUAGAUUUGCCCAGAAAAAGCAUAAAAUCAAGAUGCGGACAAAUAAUGGAAGAUCGUAUGACAUUGGUGCCCACUUAUCGUUUUCCCACGGUGUUGAAAAUAAAGUAUUGAACCAACGGUAUUUGAACCAGUCUAAACGACCUUGCAGCAGUAUGAAUGUGUCUUUUCCAACAAAACGCAUACGAACUGGUUCUAGGCAAAGAGUUUUGAGCCCAUUUAUUGGUAGCACAUCAAGUCAUCAGCUGCCCCUCAAGACAGAUGCUUCAAGCGGUGAAACCAGUUCGUUUCAAGAUGAUCAGAGCACUUUACAUGGAGGAUUACACAUAUCAAAUACUUUAGAAGUUGAAUCUGUAGGGGACUUGGAUAAACAAUUACAGUUUGACUCUACUGAAGCAUUUAGCAAACCAAAAAAGAAGAAGAAGGCCAAGUUUCUGAAUUCUGCAUAUGAACAGAGGUGGCUGAAUGAAUCUGGUUUUCAAAAUGAGCAGAGAGAGAAUUCCAAAAAAAGGAUGGAUGGUCUUCAAAUUGAAUCCAACUGCAAUGCCGGUCUAUAUGGUCUUCAAGUUUCAAAGAAGCAGAAGAUUAUGCGACCCUUAAUGGAAAAUUCUUUUGACAAUGCAUCUCCUGUUGGGGGGUCCAUCCCAUCGCCUGUGGCAUCCCAAAUGAGUAAUAUGUCCAACCCCAAUAAAAUAAUAAAAAUGCUCACUGGCCGCGAUCGCAGUAGGAAGGGCCGAAAUUCAAAGAGCCCAGCUGGACAUAUCACUUCAGGAAGCCAAUGGUCACUACUUGAGGACCAGGCACUUGUUGUAUUGGUGCAUGACAUGGGGCCAAAUUGGGAGCUUGUGAGUGAUGCGAUCAACAGCACUUUGCAAUUUAAGUGUAUAUAUCGCAAACCUAAGGAAUGCAACGAGCGGCAUAAAAUAUUAAUGGACAAAACUAAUGGUGAUGCUGCCGACAGUGCUGAAGAAUCAGGACCUUCUCAACCUUAUCCUUCAACAUUACCUGGUAUCCCCAAGGGAAGCGCAAGACAAUUGUUUCAGCGUUUGAAGGGUCCAAUGGAAGAGGAUACCCUCAAAUCUCAUUUUGAGAAAAUCAUCUUGAUAGGGCAAAAGUAUCUAUUUCAUAAAACUAAGGGUGAUAGCCGUGAGCCGAAGCAACUACAGCAACCACACAGCUCGCAUGCACAUGCUCUUUCUCAAGUAUUCCCAAAUAAUAUGAAUGGGGUACCACUAUUAACGCCGCUGGAUCUUUGUGAUGCAAGUCCACCACCUAGUUCGGACAUGGUUUCUAAUGGACACCAUAGUCCAAGUACAUUAGCUGUUUCCAGCCCCACAGGUCUUCUUGGGGUUGCAUCUGCCUCCACAUCUGGUACGAAUUCUUUCCUGCAAGGGUCUUCUAAUAUGGCUGCUGGAAACAACUUUCCACCUUCUUCAACUACUCCAAAUGCAACAGCAGUCAGGGAGGGCCGAUAUUCUGUUUCAACAUCUGCAUCUGUGCCACCAUUUACUGAACCACAGAGAAUGCACCCGUGUAAUCGUGUGCUGCCAGGGAGACCUAAUUCUUCUUCCCCAUCAGGUGCUUUUCCAGGGGCUAGCCCCAGUGUCCGUAUGCUGCCAGGUGGCUCUACCAGAGGUGGUAUGCCAGUUGUGAGACCUGGCUUUCAGGGAAUUAUUCCCACAUCGCCUAUGUUAAAUUCUGGGAGCAUGAUCUCCUCUGUAAAUAUGCACUCUGGAAUCGGCUCCAAUAAUAAUAAUAAAGGGAACCCAAUGUUCAGACCUCAUGAUGCCUUGAAUGUGAUGCACCCCACCCCUCAAAGUAACAGCCAAUUAAUUCCUUCAUUUAGUGGGGGUCUGAAUUCAUCAUACCCCAAUCAGAUCCCCUCUCCGCCUUCAUCAUCAUAUGCAGUAGUACAUCCACAAGGAUCUAACAACCAUGCAAUAAACAACCCUCAGAAACAAGCUCUUAUUCAGCUCGCGAAAGAGAGGCAGUUUCAACAGAGACUCUUACAACAGCAGUUUGGUGCAUCAAAUCCUGUGAUUCCCUCCCCGCCCUUGCAAAAUGGUCCCUCCCAAAUUGCAUCACAAACCUCUCCACCCACCACGUCACUUUCUCCCAUGCCGUCUCAUUCUUCCCCAAUGACUCCAGCGCCACAUAAUCAACUGAAACAACAAAAACAUCCAAUACCACCACCUCAUGGGCUGGGCCGAAGUGGUGCUCAAGGUGGGGCCAGCGGAUCGCCUAAUCAGGUGGUAGGUAAGCAACGGCCUCGACAGACGCAGAUGCAGCAUCAACAGAGUAGCAGGAGUCAUCUUCAGCAACGUCAGCAAUUGCAGCCACAUCAGCAAGCUAAACUCAUGAAUGGUGCAGGGAGAGGAAAUGUGAUGAACGGGUCGGCUUCAAGCCCAGCUCAACCUUCAAAUCCUCCGGUGGCCAUUUCUAAUACACAGAUUCCUCAACCUAUGCAAAAGAUAUAUCCUGUAAAUGCUUCUUUGCUGACAGAAUCUCCUCAGCAAAAACCUUCUUGCUCUGAGGAUGUGAACCAAGGCCAUGGUCCACCAACUGCCUUGGGCUCCACGUCUUCUUCCGAUCAUCAACCGCCAUCACAUCCACCUCGGUUGCAUCAAAAGAACUUGACAAAUCAAAAUCAACCUAAUUCCCAGAGAGUAGCUAAGCAUACCGUGUGCACUUCUUCUUUGGUGGGCUCAAACAUGUCGGCACCUCAAGAUGGCAGUGAUGCAGCUGACGUAGGGAUGGUCAAUAUUUCCCAAUGGAAGGGUGUGGAGCCAUUGCUUGAUUCCGGUGGGGCCUUACCAGAAGUUAGCAGUAACCUAACGGACUGUGAUAUUGCUUCACAAGUUGCCCCGCCGGGAAUGAGCCGGAGGAGAUCCUCAGGCAACUUGUCCCCUGAGGAAGGGCACAAUGCUGGUGUACAAUUGCAGCAGUCACACUUGGCCCUGCACGAACCCCAACAUCAGCAUCAGUCAGGGGUUGUAGGAGCAGGGAAUAACAGCUUGUAUGAUCGGCCAAGCAACUCCGGACCAGACUGAGUUUCGCUCAACGGAUGUGAGGGUCUAGUGUUUGUGUGGCUGGCUUUACUCUGUUUGGAUCAGCAUGCUCCGGAAUUAAUGUGUACAGAAGUCAUGUCCAUCGGAGCGCAUUAUUCACAGUGGUAAUUCCAGGGUUUGCUCAAGUCAAGCAAUGACAGAGGGCUAAAGUUUUUUUGGGGCUCUUUUUUUUUCUUUUGUAUAUUACCUACCCUACUUGUUUUAGAUCCUCAGGCAGAUAGGACCCACAAAGAGCUGUAUACAGGGUCAUGUUUUCUUCUUCUUUGCUUGUUUCUGUUUUUUUCUUCUUCUUCCCAUCCUAUUGUUAGAAGCCCUUCUAAUCCUUAGUUCCCUGUGAAUGGGAACCCCCAUUUGUUUGUUCCAAUAGGUCAACCCAUGUAUUAUUGCUCUUUUUUGUAUUAUUAUGGGGGCUUAGAUGUCAUUUUUAUAGCCAAAGGCUAUUAUGGGGAUUUUUUUCUCUGUGUGAAUAUAUAUUAGUGUUGUUA
Messenger RNA from Cuscuta campestris, 6204 nucleotides. The record is from the annotation of a GenBank genome assembly. Lineage: Eukaryota; Viridiplantae; Streptophyta; Magnoliopsida; Solanales; Convolvulaceae.